CCGUUUAUUAGGCUCCUCUUCGUCCCCAACGGCUAGUAAUAAAAAAUAACAUUUUUAUAACUAACACUCAAUUUAAACCCUUAGAUCUCAAUUAAAAGCAAAAUCAACGGUCACGAUUCGAUUCGAUUCGAACAAAAAAGGACCGUUAGAGAGAGCUCAAACUUUUCCUUUUCAAAAUAAAACAGUGCCCUUUCCUCAACCACAAAUCUUCACCAUUCGCAAUUUCACAGUCGAGAAAAAAAAGUUAGGGUUUUAUUUGUUGUUCCUGAGAGAAGCGAAAGAGAUUUUUGAUUCAGAGAGAGUGGCGUCUGGUUGGGUUGAAGCCGGGACGGGAAAGAGUCGUCUCCGGGAUUUCUUUUCUUCUUUGUUAACGAGUCUUGGAGGAGCGUUACUUCAGAUCACCGAAGAAGACCAACAACAAGGUUCAGAUAUUAUGGCGUCUUCUAGAGUCUCUGAUCUUCCUCAUCAACGUGGAAUCGCAGGUGAAAUCAAACCGAAGAAUGUUGCAGGACAUGGAAGACAAAACCGGAAAGUUCUUGGAGACAUUGGUAAUCUUGUCACUGGUCGUGAUGUUGCAACAGGAAAGGAUGUUGCGAAGAAGGCGAAACAACCACAGCAGCAGACAAAAGCUGAGGUUAUUGUCAUUAGCCCUGAUGAAAACGAGAAAUGCAAACCACAUUUUAGCAGAAGAACUCAUAUAAGAGGAACCAAGACUUUUACCGCAACCUUAAGAGCUCGAAGCAAGGCUGCGAGUGGACUGAAGGAUGCUGUGAUCGACAUUGAUGCUGUGGAUGCUAACAAUGAACUGGCUGCUGUGGAAUACGUAGAGGACAUCUUCAAGUUUUAUAGGACUGUGGAAGAGGAAGGAGGGAUUAAAGACUAUAUAGGAUCACAACCUGAGAUAAACGAGAAGAUGAGAUCGAUUCUGAUAGAUUGGCUUGUAGAUGUUCACAGGAAGUUUGAGUUGAUGCCAGAGACGCUAUACUUAACCAUUAACCUCGUUGAUCGGUUUCUAUCUUUGACAAUGGUUCAUAGAAGAGAGCUUCAGCUGUUGGGACUAGGUGCUAUGCUUAUAGCUUGCAAGUAUGAGGAGAUUUGGGCUCCUGAGGUUAAUGAUUUCGUCUGUAUUUCGGACAAUGCCUAUAACAGGAAACAGGUUUUGGCUAUGGAGAAAUCGAUCUUAGGACAAGUUGAAUGGUACAUCACUGUUCCAACUCCUUAUGUGUUCCUUGCGCGAUACGUUAAAGCUGCGGUUCCAUGUGAUGCUGAGAUGGAGAAAUUGGUGUUCUACUUGGCUGAGCUGGGACUUAUGCAGUAUCCUAUAGUUGUCUUAAACCGUCCAUCGAUGCUGGCUGCAUCAGCGGUUUAUGCUGCGCGUCAGAUCCUUAAGAAGACGCCAUUUUGGACUGAGACCUUGAAACAUCACACUGGCUACUCGGAAGAUGAGAUUAUGGAGCAUGCGAAAAUGCUGAUGAAGUUAAGGGACUCGGCUUCAGAGAGUAAGCUAAUAGCAGUGUUCAAGAAAUACUCUGUCUCAGAAAACGCUGAAGUUGCUCUUCUUCCUUCGCUUGACGACUUCUCUGUUUCUUGUGCAUGAAGAAACAAAACCCUAGUCUGCUUUUGUUGAUCAUGUAGCUGUCAUGAUCUCUUUGUGUUCUUUCUUUCUUUUUUCUUUUUUUGGUUUUUACAUUGAUCCUCUGUAUGAUCCCGUCAAAGAUAAUGAUGUUAACCAUGAACAAGUUUUUAAGUGUGGUUUCAUUUAUCUUCAGUUUCCUUGGAUUCCUCAAAUUACGUUUUGGAAUUUUUAACUCUUUUUGUCACAGAU
Arabidopsis thaliana (thale cress) is the source of this 1825-nucleotide messenger RNA. It is a transcript of the gene CYCB1;4, whose product is annotated as Cyclin B1;4. NCBI's taxonomy places the organism in Eukaryota, Viridiplantae, Streptophyta, Magnoliopsida, Brassicales, Brassicaceae. The record is from RefSeq and is marked reviewed. Gene Ontology annotation, molecular function: cyclin-dependent protein serine/threonine kinase regulator activity. The transcript is spliced from 5 exons. Gene Ontology annotation, biological process: mitotic cell cycle phase transition; response to gamma radiation. Bases 434 to 1597 code for a protein of 387 amino acids.